UCCACUUUAAAACGGGGGCUCAUUUUAGUCCUGAUAGCAGACCUAGCGGACCACAACCAAGACCACAACCAAAGCACAAGUACGGAACAGAUUUUUUUCUUCCAACGAUGCUUUCCAGUUUUUCACCUGCCUGUGUCGUCCUAGUUUUAACGAUCGUUGUUGCUGUUGCUCAUGCUAAUUCCCUGGUGAGAAAAAGAAGAGAGUGGAUCCUCCCUCCAAAACCUCUAAAAGAAAACCAUGACUACACACAAAAAGAGUACAUCGCAAAAAUCCGCUCAGAUUAUGAAGAAAACAACAACAUCAACUAUGCUCUGGAAGGAAUUGGAGUAAACCAGGCACCAUUCAAUGUGUUUGUGGUGGACUCCAAAACUGGAUUUAUCCGAGUGACAAAAAUCCUGGACAGAGAAGAGAUAGACACCUACAAUCUCUCUGGGAUUGCUACUUUUAUGGAUGGGAGUCAAGCAGAGACCAAAAUCGACAUCCGGAUCAAAGUAGUGGACGAGAAUGACAAUGCUCCGAUUUUCAAUGUCAUUAAACCUGGGGAGGUGUAUGAGCACAGUCCAGCUGGCACGAAGGUGAUGACCGUGACAGCCACAGAUCGGGAUGAACCAGGAAGCCCAAACUCUCAGAUGGUCUACAGCCUCCUGCAGCAGGAGCCAUCAGAUGAUAUGUUCUACAUGACGCCAAGUGGGACAAUCUAUGUGAAGAGGGACAGCCUUGACAGAGAGACCACAGAUCUUUAUGUCCUGACAGUGAAAGCUACAGAUCUAAAUGGUGAUCCAAGAGGAAAUACCGGAACUGGUACAGUUACAAUCCAUAUCAAAGAUGUCAACGAUAAUCUACCCACUCUGUCGCAAGCUAAGUAUGAGUGCAAGGUUCUGGAGAACACAUAUAGAGUGGAGGUGAUGAGAUUCAAAGCAGAGGAUCUGGACUUGAUGAACACUCCGAAUUCGCUGGUAGAUUAUAUAAUAGCCAAAGGAAACCAGGCGGGGUACUUUAGCAUCAAGACUGACCCCAAGACCAACGAAGGAAUUCUAAUGCUUGACAAGGCUAUUGACUAUGAAGAUAUAAAGCACCUUGAUCUUGGUAUACUCAUAAAAAACAAAGCUCCGAUGUUUGACUCAGAGGGAUUCACAAAUAUCGAACUUGAUGGAGCAGGGAAUGGAGCCAGUGGAGCCAGUGGUGCCAGCAGUGCCAGUGAAUUGUCCGAGUUGGAGACAAAUAUCUAUGAAGUGAAAAUAAUUGUGGAAAAUGAGCCAGAGGGACCACAAUUUGACCCCAAAGUCAAAGCCAUCCCCAUUUCAGAGGGAGGCACCACCAUCAAUAUAAAGAAUACGAUUGGUUACUACCCGGCCAUAGACCAGGAUACAGGCAAACAAGCCGAGAAUGUCAGGUACGUCAAAGGAACAGACCCUGGGAACUGGCUCAUCAUUGAUCCAGUAACUGCUGACAUCAAACUGAACAAACUUCCUGACAGAGAGUCUCCCCUGCUGGUUAAUGGCACAUACUAUGCUGAAGUCUUGUGCAUUACUGAAGAUAUGCCAGCCAAAACUGUCACAGGGACCUUAGCCAUCCAGGUGGAGGACUUCAACGACCACUGUCCCACUCUGACCAGCCCCGUGCAGACCCUUUGCCUGUCCGAUGACGCAGUGCUGGUCACUGCUCAUGAUGAGGACGCUUUUCCAAAUGGACCGCCAUUCCACUUCACCAUCAUCCCAGAGCACACGCAGGGCAAGUGGCAGGUGCAGCAUCUGAAUGACACAGCCCGGAUACUGAGGAGCGAGGAAUCCCUUUGGCCCGGUGUGUAUGAGGUGGAGUUUAUUGUGACUGACCAGCAGGGGGAGUCCUGUCCCGAGCCACAGAGGGUCCUUGUCCAAGUGUGCACUUGUGGUGAUGGGGUGAAAUGUGGUAAACAAGGAGGGAACGGCCAGCCAGAGAAAGAAGUGGAGUUUGGUCCAGCUGGAAUCUGUAUGCUGUUCUUGGGACUGCUAUUGCUUCUGUUGAUCCCGCUUUUGGCUCUUUUUUGUUUCUGCGGAAGAACUUGGGGAAUGCCAGGAGCUUUCACAGAAAUGCCAUUCGAUACCAAAUCUCAUCUCAUCAACUACCACACGGAAGGCCAAGGAGAGAACACGGAUGUUCCAUUGAUAAACAUGCAAACAACACAAAUUGAUGGAAAUAUGCUAAAUAUGUCUAUGGGUGGGACCCAGAUAUCUAAUAUGGACCUCCAGCAGCGCACAGAGAUGUCCCGAGAGGUCAUCAAUGGAUACUACCAGGGCUAUGGAGCCAGUCAGAUGGAAGGCACCUGGAGGGGCUUGAGCCAGUUUGGUGGCAGUGCUUUUCAAUCUGAGUACAUGAGCAGGGAGAGAGAGACUGGUAUCUUUGACGGCAUGGCUUUGCCUUACCACUACCUGGGACAAUACUACAACCAGAAGAUGCAGAGCUCUGAGACCCAGACAGGCAAGGACAAUCUCCUGGUGUAUGACUAUGAGGGCCAGGGCUCCAGUGCUGGCUCCUUGGGCUCCUGCAGCUCUUUGGCCUUGGACAAAGAUCUACACUUCCUUGACGACCUGGACUUCAAGUUUAAGACUCUGGCCAAGGUCUGUGGAGGCAAGACCCAGGGUAAAGUGAGGGCCCCUGCUCCUCCCACCACUUUCAUCAGCACCUCCAUCAGAUCUCACACAGGAGUGUCCAGUGUGGUGGCCCCAGGGCCCCUACCAGUCCCCACAUCACUGCCCAUCCCCAAAGCAGAGGUCAUCAGCAGCAGCAGUGAAGUAGGAGAGAGCUCUGAGCACGCUCAGACCAUCACAAUCACAGAGGCCAGCAGGGAGGCCUCCGGGGGCCCAGCCCCCCAGGCAUCUCAGGCUCCACAGGCUGCUCAGGCUCCUCAAGGCCAAAUGCUGCUCCUCCAGCAGCAGCCUCAUCUCUACUACACCACAGCUCCGGUUCUACAGUCCAUGCACUACAUGAUCCAGCCUCCAGUCCAGAACACGGGGCUGCUUAGGGAGGCCUCAGGGCCCAACAUGCAGAGUGUGAUACUGGUGAAUAGCCCCCAGAAUGUCCCAGCCCAAGGCCUGGUGAUGCAGGGGCAGACUGUGAUGCAGGGCCCGUCUGUGGGGCAGACUGGCCCUGGGAUGGUGCUGGUGGAGAAAGCACAGGGGCCAGGGGCCUCUCUCUCCAGCUCUCCGACCAUGAUGUUGGUGGAGGGUAAGGGCCCGUCAGGCUCCAAUCAAGUGCUGAAGAACCUGGUGCAGCCUGGACUCUCUGGCUCUCAGGCCGUUCUGGUGGUGGGCUCUGGGUCAGCUCAGGGCCAGCAACCUGGAGCCAAGAGCAGCCUAUCAAGAGGGUUCUUUGGACCCCAAAGAACCCUCAACAAGAGUAGCUCCAGUAGCACUCAAAACAUCACAGGAAACAGUACGCCCUCCAGCUCCCAAAGGGUAGUGGUGCAGGAGACCAGAGAAGUCAUUAAAACAAACCUGUGAGGACUAAUGGAUGCGCAUAAAGACUCUGGACCUACACUGACAAAACCUUUUCUCUUCUGAAUGUCAGCAGUUUUAUGUUAACCUUUGCUAACGGGACUGAUGGAAUCAUGGGCCUUAACUAUCAAUGGACUUUACUGCUAGUUUUUGCACUUGCUUUGUACCUUUACUCUGACCAGGCAGAGAGUGUUAUUUUAUUAUAUAUAUUUUUAUUGUUGUUUCAUUCAUGAUCUGCAUGCAGUUUUUGUACAUGUAAAUAGUUUGUUUUUUAUUAAUAAAAAAAAUAUGUAUUGUAAGUAACUAUUCACAUGUGCUUUUUAACAUGCAACUGGUGCUUCCUAGACACUUGAUUGAGUCACAAAUCCUAAAAUCGCAAGUGUAUUCAGUCACCAUAAAUUACUGUCUUUAUCAACCCACUCAAUCCUCUGCAGCACAAUAGGAGUGUCCUGUCUGGUGCAGGGAGGGGCAGUUCAGAACUGGUUGGACCAGCUGCCACGUUUGAACAUGCCCGUGGGCGUUGUUGUCUUAAUCUUCCUGAGAACAUCACGCCCAAGCUGGGAUUGGCUUACUUUUAGAGACGUGUACCUGUAGCUUUACAUGUGUCA
Periophthalmus magnuspinnatus is the source of this 4081-nucleotide messenger RNA. RefSeq names its product desmoglein-2.1-like. The record is from RefSeq and is a predicted model, not a curated record. NCBI's taxonomy places the organism in Eukaryota, Metazoa, Chordata, Actinopteri, Gobiiformes, Gobiidae. The transcript has 14 exons. The coding region runs from base 108 to 3479 and encodes 1123 amino acids. Gene Ontology annotation, molecular function: calcium ion binding. Gene Ontology annotation, biological process: homophilic cell-cell adhesion. Gene Ontology annotation, cellular component: desmosome; plasma membrane.